AUGUCGUUGCCCGACCCUCGCCGUAUCGUCACGGGACACAACGAUGUCGGCAAGGCAGUCUUCCUCGCCGACAGCCGUAUUGCGCUACAGAGAACACCUCUCUCAGCAAGUCUUGGUGUGGUUUGGGAAAGUACACAGUUCCCCGUUGACAAUUCGGAAGAUGGCAACUUUGACCCUACCAAGACACGAACCAGUGAUCUCGUGAACAAAGAUGGCGUAAUCAUGAGAGUCGUGGAUAUAGAUCCGAGGAUUACAUCGAAUGAAAUGCUUUUCCACCGAACAGAAUCGAUGGACUUUGGAAUCCUGAUGCAUGGAGAAGUUUCUUGCUAUCUCGACGACGGUGUCAAGGUGGACAUGAAACCCGGCGAUAUAUGUGUCCAACGAGGUACAAUACAUGGCUGGACAAAUUCCGGAAGCACAGCCGCCAGACUGUAUUUUGUCUUGAUCGCUGCUAAACCGGUCGAAAUUAGAGGCCAGAAAAUGGAGAUGUAUGGAUAUCACAGCGCGGAUGUAGCAUCAGGCGGUAUCAAACGUUGA
Messenger RNA from Exophiala spinifera, 537 nucleotides. RefSeq lists its product as uncharacterized. The transcript has 4 exons. NCBI's taxonomy places the organism in Eukaryota, Fungi, Ascomycota, Eurotiomycetes, Chaetothyriales, Herpotrichiellaceae. The record is from RefSeq and is a predicted model, not a curated record. The coding region runs from base 1 to 537 and encodes 178 amino acids.